Peronospora belbahrii is the source of this 1644-nucleotide messenger RNA. The record is from the annotation of a GenBank genome assembly. NCBI's taxonomy places the organism in Eukaryota, Oomycota, Peronosporomycetes, Peronosporales, Peronosporaceae.
AUGUCGCUUUUGGACUCGCCCGAGGACGCCAAACGCAAACGUUCUCCGUCUUUCUCACUCCAAGAAGCUUCUCUUAUGUCUACUGAUGUCUCAUUCAAUUCCACGUCGAAUCUUAUGCACCAGAAACGACGCAAGAAGUGGACACGUCUCUUGCUCCGUGAACUAUAUGAUUUAGGAUAUAAAGACACAGUCGUUGCUCUAGAGCAUGAAGCCUGCAUUAAAUUAGAAUCUCCAGCAAUGAAAAAGAUGCAGCAAUUGAUGGCGCAGCAUCAGUGGGAUGAGGCGCUGAAGUUGGUGACAAAAGAGGCUGGAGACGAAGACGAUGAGUCAUUGGACAUGAAAUCGCCGAUGGCCGCACGAGAAGCGGCACUGCUGCUGCUGAAGAGGAAAUACAUUGAUUUACUACUGUCCAAGCAAUUGACAUUAGCGUUGCGUACGUUUCAAGAGGUGAUUUUGCCAGUUUACGAGCCGAAUGAGACCGAGGUGAUGCAGUUUGCAGAGUUACUGCUUUGUAGAGAUGCAGAUGAAAUGAAGCACAAAGAUACAAUGUCAUGGCAAGAUGUAGAACUACAGCAGAAGAUUGAGGAGCUGGUUAGUCCAGAAGAAAUAAUCCCAGAGGGUGCUCUACGGAGGCUGAUGCUGGAUGGAAUCGAGACAAAUCUACAAGCACCACCGCCUAUGCUCAAUGGGUGUAUCACUGGAGAGUGUAUGGAGGUUCUCACGAGUUGUAUUAAGCUUGACGUGUGGGAGUUGGCGUUCUCGCCUGAUGGAGAUAUCUUGGCAUCGGCGUCAAGUGACGGGUCAGUCGUAUUGUGGCAGCUUAAGUGGUGUGAUGGGGCAACAAAUUGUCGUCAAGGAUCUCAGCUCGCGGUAAAACCUCAUCACGUGUUGCAAAACCUUGAAGGACCUGCUGACUGCCUUGCUUGGUCCCCAGACAGCAAGUUUUUGCUAUCGAGUGGUAGCCGCUCUGGAACUAUUCAAUUGUGGGAUCAAAUGAGCGGAUUGUGCAAAAAACGUUUUCAACACCCAGAAGGAGCGGUCACAAGAAUCCGCUGGCUGCCAUGUGGGGACCAGUUCCUAAGUGGAAGCGCAAACAAGACUCUCGUUCUGUGGUCUGCAAGCGUAGGCUCCAUUGCGUACCAGUGGAGUGGUCGAAGGGUGCUGGAUAUCGUUGUGCAUCCACACAGUAGUAAGGUGUUUGUACUGACAUCAGGGCACGAGAUUCGUGUAUACGAUAUCACGCUGAAAACGGACCAGUUGUUUUUGCAAGCCGAACAUCUUGUGUCGUGUUUAAGCGUAUCCCCUUGUGGAAAGUUCCUACUUGUAAACUUUAUCAAGCAAGAACAAAUCGCGUGUGUGGAUAUUGCUACCGGUUCCGUAACAGCCAAGUAUUGCGGGCUUCGUGAGCAACGAUACGUUCUUCGUCCAUGCUUUGUGGGGAACCACAGCGAGGUUGUUGUCGCUGGAAGUGAAGACGGUGCAGUGUAUUUGUGGCAGCGAGACAGCGGUAAACAGGUGGGCAAGCUAGAUGGACACGCGAGUGUAGUAAAUGUGGUGGUGCGUCACCCAAUCCAUUCGAACGUGAUUGCCAGCGCAAGCGACGACAAGACCGUGCGUUUAUGGUCUCUCAAGUCGCUAGAGUAA